AUGCCUCCGCCGCUGCUGCCGAGCGGGGCGCGGUCGCCGACGGCGGCGCCGAUCGUCCUGCUCAUCUGCUCCCUCCCCGUACUGUUCCUCCUGGCCUACAGCGCCUACCCCGGGGGUCCUCUCCUCCUCCUCGGCGGUGGCGGCGGAGGAUCUGACCCAUCGUCGGAGGGGGGAAAUAAUAAUGGGAAUAGGAAGGAGAAGGUGGCCUUCCUCUUCCUCACCAACUCCAACCUCUCCUUCGCGCCGCUGUGGGAGCGCUUCUUCCGGGGCUACGGGGGGCUCUUUACCGUGUACGUCCACGCCGACCCCGCCGCCGGAGUAGCCCACCCCGGAGGCGUCUUCAGCGGCCGCUUCAUCGCGGCAGAGCCCACGCAGAGGGCCUCCCCGUCGCUGAUCUCCGCCGAGCGCCGCCUCCUCGCCGCCGCGCUCGACGACGACCCCGCCAACGCCUUUUUCGCGCUCGUCUCCCAGUACUGCGUCCCCCUCCGCUCCUUCCCCUUCGUCUACCGCUCCCUCCUCCGCUCCGGCGAGCGGCGGCGGAGCUUUAUCGAGAUCCUCGCCGGGGAGCCGGGGCUGUCGGACCGCUACGUGGCCCGGGGGGCGGCGGCAAUGCUGCCGGAGGUGCCCUUCGAGGAGUUCCGCGUGGGCUCGCAGUUCUUCGUCCUCACCCGCCGCCACGCGUCGCUCGCGGCGGCGGAACAGCGGCUCUGGGGAAAGUUUCGGCUGCCGUGCCUGGAAGCGAUGAGGGACAGCUGCUACCCAGAGGAGCACUACUUCCCGACGCUGCUCUCGAUGCGGGACCCGGAGGGCUGCACUGGCUACACCCUCACGCGGGUCAACUGGACGGGAAGCUCCGAUGGGCAUCCUCGCACCUACCUCCUCGGCGAGGUCACGGAGGAGCUCGUCCGCCAGCUGAGGACCGACACCGGUGGCCCCGGCGCCGGCGGCCGCUCCUACCUCUUCGCCCGCAAGUUCUCCCCCGACUGCCUCGCGCCACUUAUGGACCUGGCUGACUCCGUCCUCUUCCGCGAUCCCAGACCCGGACCCAAUUCGACGAAAUGCCGCUUAGACGACGACGAUGACGAGCUCUGCUCUUAA
Messenger RNA from Spirodela intermedia, 1098 nucleotides. NCBI's taxonomy places the organism in Eukaryota, Viridiplantae, Streptophyta, Magnoliopsida, Alismatales, Araceae. The record is from the annotation of a GenBank genome assembly.